UGACUGUUGAAGGCGAGUGAAGAAGCUGGGGGGAAUACAAGAGAAAUGUUCAUUUGAAGAAUUGGAGCAAUCCAACCAAAAAUCAAGAAAGAUGGAAAUGGAGCAGCAUCAAAGUGGGGAGAACGAUGAGAAAACAGUAGGGGGAAAGUUCUACCCAGAAGUGGCGGACGAAGCAGAAUACCAACAACUUGUGCAAAAUCCGGAGCUUUUCAUGCAAAAGCUCAAAGAUUUCCACUCUUCCUUCAACACCCACUUCAUAUCCCCUUUUGUUGGAGGAGCAACCCUAGAUUUGCAUCGCUUAUUUGUGGAGGUCACUUCUCGUGGUGGUCUUAACCAAGUUAUUACAGAUCGGAAAUGGGAAGAAGUGGUUUCUGCCUUUCAAUUUGGGAUAACUAGUUUCAAAAGAUCAUUUGUCCUGCGAAAGUACUAUUUGUCGUUGCUUUUUCACUUUGAACAAGCAUAUUUCUUAAGGAAAAAAGCACCAGCAGUUGCUAUGACUGAUGCUGCCAGAAGAAUUACUGUUAUUGAAUCAAGUAUGGAAUCUAGUCAAUCUACCUCAAACUCCAAUGAUGUAUCAACCACCACAAGCCAUAUGCAAGCAAGUCGACAAAUACAGCUCGGUGCAUCUUUGAUUGGAGUUAUUCAUGAAAAGAUGGAUUAUGGGUAUGUUGUGUCCGUGAAUGUGGGUUCUGAUACACUGAAAGGCAUCCUGUAUCACUUUCCUGAUAAGCCACAACCACCUUGGAACCCAAAUUAUUCUAUACCCCGGCGAAGGAAGCGGAAAAAAUCCCAGCUUUCACUAGUGGAAUAUGCAACUUUAAAGCCUCCAUCUCAAGGACAAGGAAAAUCCAUUAGCGACAUUGGACAUAUGUGGAAUCAAUCAUCUGAACCUGAGAAGCAGUUCAACCAAGACAAAGGAGUAACGGCUAAGGAGUCUGACCAUACUGAAGUUGUCAACUCGGAAAUUAAUUCAUGAUCAUUUUCUUGAUUAGCUGGUGCUAUGUCAGCACAGAACUGUUUGUAAAUCUUAUGAUUCAGAAAAUUCACCUGGCAAUAGCAUGCUAGUUUUAGCAAUUGCCUGUUUCUUGAAGUACUUUAUACAUGAAUCAGAGCUGGUGGUCGAAGGAGCUGGUGGUCGCUUCUCGUGCGAUGACCUCAAUGAGUCUUCAGGAGUAUAGGAUGUUUUAGCUUAAUGCAUCUUCUACUGAAGUACAGCAUUGUAUAAAAAUCAGUGAUUUAGGAGUGCAAAAAGUAUACUUCUUGUGAAAAGUUCUGAUAUUUGAUCUUAA
This is a messenger RNA of Beta vulgaris subsp. vulgaris (sugar beet), 1289 nucleotides long. RefSeq names its product high mobility group B protein 10. Lineage: Eukaryota; Viridiplantae; Streptophyta; Magnoliopsida; Caryophyllales; Amaranthaceae. The transcript has 6 exons. Gene Ontology annotation, molecular function: DNA binding. The coding region runs from base 92 to 976 and encodes 294 amino acids. The record is from RefSeq and is a predicted model, not a curated record.